Molecule: messenger RNA, 2288 nt
Organism: Drosophila obscura
Lineage: Eukaryota; Metazoa; Arthropoda; Insecta; Diptera; Drosophilidae
Exons: 3
Coding region: 1501-2202 (233 amino acids)
Source: RefSeq, a predicted model, not a curated record
GUGUGUGUGUGUGUGUGUGUGUGAGGGGUAAUUAUUCACAACACAAUGCUUAUCAGGUCCAGCAAACUGUGUCCACACUGGGACACGUAUUUGGAGCAGCCAAAGCCGCGCGUGCCCGCAUCGGAGGCCUCAUAGAGCUCGUCCACGUGCUGCAGUUGACGCUCUGCGGCACUCGUCGUUGGCCUGGCGCAAAGAGAGAGAGAGGAUGAACCAAAAGGUGAUUAGCGGCGACCCCUGGUCAGAGACGACGGACUCACAUGAAUAGAAUUUGGAAUAUGCUGCCCAGCAGCCCAUUGUGGGCAUCCAGAGGCGAUUCGUUGACCUCGCAAAUGGUUCGCAGCAGGCAGGAGGAGCCAUUGUACCCAUAGUGGGUCAGGUAGUUGAUAACGCUGCGAUAGAAGUCGUGGCGCCUGAACGGUGGCGGAGACCUCAUCGAGCGACGUCUCACUUCGUUGUCUUCAUCGGAGGCGCCUCCAUCACGUGCAUUGAUGGGAGUUACAUUGCCGGGCAAACCCAUGAAGGGAUCGUCUAGAUCCCACCUAUCGAUCCACUGAUUGUAGGAGUCAUUCGAGGGCAAAGCAUAGUUGGACUCGAAAUUGAAGGCCAUGUAAACGUUCUUGGGCGACAGAUCCAAGGGUAUAGCCACAGCAGCCAGCAACUGAAAAUAAGUCAACGUUUAGUUUAGUUUUGGAACCCGACUUUCCUUACCCCAAAAGAUCCCUGGCGCGGAAAGAAGAGAAAACCCUGCGAGAACCCCAGACCGAGGAGCACUAGAAGACCCAAGCAAAGUUCGCAGCGCAACGAACCCAUCGUAAGGCAAGCUCUCAGUGAACUAAGUUGCAGUGGCAAAUUGCAAGUUGCAGAAUCAGUUAGAGCCCACAAAAGGCACAAGAAAUGGGCGUCAGAAAUGGCAGCUCUGCCAUUUCUGGGCUCCUCUAAUGAACAAGUGAGAAAUGGCUUACGGUAUCGGCGGCUCAAACAAAAAAACAAAACCGGAAUAUGCAAGAUUUACACAGUUACCGCCACUCCACCCCGUCGCUGAACGAAUCUCUCCUGGCCGCUGAGCUCCACAAUUGGAGAGGUGCUAAUUGCUAGAAUGUGUAACGUUCUUCUUCUCUCGAGAAAGUAGAUGGCUUCCAGCUCUGCGAUCGCGUAGUUUUAUUGAGAAAUCAAAAGGAAAAUUCGUGAGCUAGAAAAAAAACACCAAGAAUACGAUUUAGUAUCGAUCGGCCAGAGCUGGCAUUAACAACGCGUUGGGGAAUCGCUCAGGGAAUAUAGUAAAACAACAAAUGAAAUUCAGAAUAGCAACCAUCACGGUGGGCUGCCUCCUCUGCCAGAUGCUGCACAUGGCCAUGGCCACCCUGGGCAGCCUGUCCAAGCAUGAGCGCAGCAAGAGGACGCCGAUACCCUGGCUGAUCUUUCCCACAACCUCGCCCACACGUGUCAUGGUCAGUGGAGGGACCAUCCCCAAUCAUAUGCUGAGCAACUAACCUCUAUCCGAUGUUCUUACAGUUCAUUGGCGGCAUUGGUUUGCCCCUGGAGGAUCUCAAUUUUGAGGCGGUGACCACGGGGUAUGUCCUCAAAGUGGAGUACUGGCUGCCCAUCACGCCAGAUGACUUGAGGACACCCACAGCCCUGCCCAUUACACAGGUGGCCACACCUGGCAUCACCGGUGCGCGCCGCCAGCGAAAGCCCAUGUUCGAGAACUUCCUGGUCGGGGUGGAUGAGCUGGGCAAGAACACCAGGAAGAUCCUGACGAGAACGAAUAAGGUGCUGAGCAGCUACCGCUGGACCGUCUACAAGGGCCUGGAGGGUCUGGCCGAUCGCCUGGGCUAUCAGGGCAGGAUCUGUGUCCUGAAGAGCAUUUGCGAGGCUGCCGAGGAACCCUUCCACUUUGCCAAUGGCCUCGUGGCGGAUCUCUUUCACAUUCUGCUGUCUCCCUCCUCGUCGGUGGACAAAUUGUCGGAGCAUGCGGAUAACGAGUAUUACUAUGCCGAGAAGAUGGGCCAGUCCGGUGCCGGCUGCGAUCGGGUGUUCAAGGAGUGCCGUCGCAGCCUGCUGCAGCACUUCAGUGAGCUCCACCACAACUUGAAUAAGUGUUCUUCUGGGAAACGGAGCUUAGAAACAAAGCAACCAAAUGUGGAGCUGUGGAGCGGCCCAGCCCGGCCCGGCCCGGGUGUGGUGUUAAUUGGGAGAACGUGAAGUUCUCGCUAAGGCCAGAAGCGGGAAGCACAGCCCCCACAGUGACGUCCCACAUAAUGGUCGGACCUAUGGCGUCUAGAUCGUGA